UCUCCCUCUCUUUUUAUUUGCUUCCCCUCUCCUCAACACCUUCAUCAAUCAUUCCUUCCCAUUCUCUCUCUCUCUCUCUCUCUCUCUCUCUCUCUCUCUGCCUUCAGCGAUCUUCUCGUUCCCUCUCCUCUCCUGUCUGUCAAAGAACAGAGGAGAGAGAAAGAGAGAGAGAGAGGAGAGGAGAGGAGAGGAGCGAGUGAGCUUUAGAGAGGGAAAGCAAUGGCGUUCGCAGGGACUCAACAGAAGUGCACGGUGUGCGAAAAAACGGUGUACUUGGUCGACAAGCUCACCGCUGACAAGCGAAUCUUUCACAAGGCUUGCUUCAGAUGCCACCAUUGCAAGGGAACUCUCAAGCUGGGAAAUUUCAACUCCUUUGAAGGGGUUCUUUACUGCAGACCUCACUUCGAUCAACUCUUUAAGAGGACUGGCAGCUUAGACAAGAGCUUUGAAGGUACUCCUAAAGUUGCCAAGCCAGAGAGGCCUGUUGACAAUGAGAAUGUGUCAAGCAAGGUUGCGAUCUCCUUUGCCGGGACCAGAGAGAAAUGUUUUGGAUGCCAGAAGACAGUGUAUCCCAUUGAAAGGGUCACAGUUAAUGGAAUUGCAUACCACAAGACUUGCUUCAAGUGUUGUCAUGGAGGAUGUACCAUUAGUCCUUCCAAUUACAUAGCACAUGAGGGAAGGCUUUACUGCAAGCACCACCACAUUCAACUCAUCAAGGAGAAGGGAAACUUAAGCAAGCUCGAGUCGACUACUUCAGAAGUCACAGAGGCUUAAAUCUUUUCUACAUCAAGAAAAUGCAGCUAGUUUUUCCUUGCUCCUCCACCAUUUCUCCCUCUUUCUAUCUCUCUUUUUGUUAAUCGUCAUUGUAAGAACUUGGAUUGUGCUGAGGGUUUGAUGGAUGGAUGGUUUAAUUUUCUCACAAUUGUGUUCUCUUCGUGCUGCUAAAUGCUUGUGUGGGUUUGAACUUUGAACUAUGGCUUUAGCAUGUCAAACUUCUUAUUGAGGUCAUAAAAGCUUUUGCAUC
This is a messenger RNA of Asparagus officinalis (garden asparagus), 1024 nucleotides long. RefSeq names its product LIM domain-containing protein WLIM1-like. Gene Ontology annotation, biological process: actin filament bundle assembly. Gene Ontology annotation, cellular component: actin cytoskeleton; plasma membrane. Gene Ontology annotation, molecular function: actin filament binding. The record is from RefSeq and is a predicted model, not a curated record. Lineage: Eukaryota; Viridiplantae; Streptophyta; Magnoliopsida; Asparagales; Asparagaceae. Bases 220 to 774 code for a protein of 184 amino acids. The transcript is spliced from 5 exons.